Molecule: messenger RNA, 1394 nt
Organism: Botrytis deweyae
Lineage: Eukaryota; Fungi; Ascomycota; Leotiomycetes; Helotiales; Sclerotiniaceae
Exons: 2
Coding region: 100-1200 (366 amino acids)
Cellular component (GO): membrane
Molecular function (GO): serine-type endopeptidase activity
Source: RefSeq, a predicted model, not a curated record
CGAUUACCGUACUCGUCAAGGAUACGAAGUAUAUAUAAUAAUCCCUCUCGAUGCAAUAACAGACACUGGAUUAAUUACUCCUAAUUUACAUCUUUAAUAAUGAUGCGAAAAUUUGGGCUUUUCAAGCCUUCAGGGAUUCUUUCACGCAUUACACCAAUUCGACGUCCAUUGAGUGCAAGAAGUUUCCGAACUAGAGUUCUUACAAACUACAGUCAUGAUUCUUCACAAGAGGUUAAUAUUGAGCCGCCUCCACCUCCUCAACCAAGCCCUCCAGUUCAAUCCAAUGUGGCUGCACUGACUAUAUUUACCGUGGUCGCCGUCAGUACCAUAUAUACCACUUCGGCCAUAUACGAGAAUCUGAAUCUCCAAAAAGAGACACCGAAAAUCAUGGAUCUGUUGAUCCGAAACGAGGAAAACACGUACGAUGUAAGACGCAAAAUGCACGAGAUGAAUUAUCCUCCAGGAAUACUAUAUGCUCCGACCCCAUGGCCACCCACCCACCAACUUUCCAGUCCACAGGGACGCGAAAAAUUCUGGAAUCGAUUAAUGCCCUCGGAAAAAUUCACAUAUACCAUCAUGGCGACGAAUAUAGGAAUCCAUGCUCUGGGUAGUCUGGCUCCAGGAUUAUGGUCCAACAUUUUCAUGCAUACACCCGGCAUGAAUAGAAAUUUCACACUGCUCACCUGUGUAUUUGGUCAUGGAGGACUUGCGCAUUUAGGUAUGAAUAUGUAUGGAUUCCAUUCUUUCAUGCCGGCCUUGGGACAAGAUCCCUCUUUCAAAUCGAGUAUUCCUCACAUGACGGCUUUCUAUCUCUCAACGGGUGUUGUGGGUAGUUGGGCACAAGCUUUAAGUGCGGGACUUCGACCGAAUGUCGCGCCGGUGCCGUUUUUGGGAGCGAGCGGUGCGAUAUUUGCUUUGAUUGGUGCGUUUGCUAUGCAACACCCAGAAGCUCAGUUUCAGAUUCUGUUUAUCCCGUAUCCGUUUGCGGCGCAGGAGUUGUUGGGUGCAGUUAUGUUGUUUGAUUUACUGGGUGUUUGUGGUGCUUAUAAAACUCUUAGAUUGGGACACGCGGCGCAUUUGAGUGGUGCUCUGAUGGGUUUGGGAUAUGUGUAUUUUGAUUGCGAGAGGAAUAUUUGGAGACCUCUUUGUAGAGGUGUUUAUAAAUGGUUUGGAAUGAGAAAGUGGGAGAAGAGGGUUUAGCGGUACUUCGAAGAUGAGUGGGACAGGGUAGCCUAAUAUGGCUCCUAUUACCAGAGGCAAUGUAGAAGAAUCAUGAGUAGAGAUUAGAUUUUCACCACUCAUAGUUGGCCAUUACUUGCGUCGGCGUUUAGGUAUUGAUGUUCCCCUCAUAUAGUUAAUAAACGAUUUGUUAGUAGAAAAAGGCUUGACUCCCA